UGGAUACCUUGACGAAUGCUUUGUCUUGAUGCUUCUCUUCAGCUCAUGAGAUUGAAAGAUAUGCAUGAGAAGGUGGCACACUCGAUGCUUGAGGUUCUUCUCCACUGAGCAAACUUCUCCACUGAGCAAACGUCUCCACGCUCAUGCAAUUGCGCUUACUCCAUUCGAUAUUCAAGAGAUGAGUAUGACUUCUUCGUAUCCUCUUAGUCCUCAGCCAGCCUACGCAUGCGACUCAUGUUGUUCUCAACAAUCAUGCUCCUCGCUUUGGACUCGGUCGACGGCAGUUGCUUGGAUCGAGUAUUCAGAGUCAAUGAGUCCGUCUUUCCGCCCGGAGUACCUAAGGUUGGCUCUAAACCCCGGCGUUUACUUGUCAAGUUCUCGCAAUUAAUAGUCAGGCUGACAGCCAGUGGCAACACAAGUCUAGACUUACAAUUAUUGUGGAGGUUUUGUGUCACGGUCUCUUCUUUCUCGUGCGUUUAUGGAAUGAGCACUUACUUCUCGAGCAGCCGUCUUGAGGUCUACCAACUGACUUUUCCAGCAAGGGACUCUUCCAGUGCCGAACGAUGGUUGGUCCCUACUCCUUGUGCAAGCUGCCGUCUAGCUUCCGUCUCUAGAGGAACCAAAGCACUUCCAAUCUGAGCCAAGUUCGUGCAGUUGCAAGCAAGCAAGCGGCCAAGUCACAUCGCAGGGCAAGUUCGUCCGUCGACCACCUGGAGCGUAGUUUAAGCGCAAGCUGCUGCAACGCUAGAUAUGAGCGACCAGGGUUGAGGAACGAGUCAGCGUGAAUCUCAGCGUCGUUCAAACCAUGCUCGCGGGGUUUUGACCGAGUCGACGGGUUAAGUGGACGAACCGGACGUUGGAAGAAACUGGCUUUUCUCAAUGAAUCUCUCGACGGUUGAAACGCAAACUCGGACUCGGACUAUAAGAAGGAUUUCGGAGGCAGCCGCGAGACACCGGUCCUGGAAAGCGUGACAGCGCCGGACCAAGAAUCUAAACCCUCGACGCGACGAAGGCAUUGACAUGGCAUGAUUUGAUGAUUUGGCAUCCGAAUAUGCGGUUCAGAAAUCCUGGAAAAAGUUUCGGAAUCUUGACCUGGACCAGUCUCCAUAAAUGAACCGUUAAUCGAAGCCUGCUCUACUAGAGGCUGUACGUCAGGCACUAGGUUCAUGGAUAUGGACGAACCGCAAGUGUGAUGGGCAGCGCCGGGCCCCCAAGCCAUUGCCCCACACACACAUCGACCCCAGUACAGAAAGUGUCGCCCGUCUCGAGCGUCAGAAGUUGUAUGCAACAAUGUCGAAGAGCCAAGGCGAGGACCCAUGCGCGAGGGUUUGUUCGUCGUCGUCAAUCUGGUAUUUCGUUCAACUUCAGCAGGACGCAUGUGUUCCGUCAUCCAACCGCUGAUUCUGAUGGAGUACUAAAUCUUUCGGUCAUGACUUGAGCCAAAACCUCAUGAUAGUUUUCUUCACGAUGGUGGUGACUUUAAUGGCUUUCUCUCACGAGGUCAUCUCAUACCCAUCUCUAUGUGUUGUAAUUUUGUAAGAAGAUAAGCUGGAGCUGGAAAGACCAUAAUUCUAGGAAACUUCGUGCUAACAGAACAGUCUUUUUCGUUGUGUUGGUUCUCCUGAGAAAAUGUUGCUUUUGUCUUGUUGUCGUAACGAACCGUGUAGCAAAGGUCCAUCAGUGGAAAUCUGGACGCCACGAUGAACCGAUUCCCAAAAUCCUGCAACUGAAAAUGUCUUCUCCGGACAAGAUAUUCUGUCGUUAUUUUGAAGGUUUAAAAAUGCUGUGAAUGGAAUUCGAGUCAAAGCUCUCAUGUAGCAGAAAGAUGAAUUGCAUGUCCACAAAGGAAACGAAUUAAUUCCAUCUUUUGUCUAAGCUAACGGAGAAAGUUGGCUUCUCAUGUAAGAGGUUGCUAUUGUUUGUAUGUGUGUGUGGUCCUUCGAGGGCAUGGGUUUAUUUGUCAAUAUCACAAAUAUUACUCCGAUCGUUAAUAUCCUCGCAUCUCGAAACCAGCGACUUAGAGAGAAGAGGGCAGAGAAAGAGAGAGAGAGAGGAGUGGAGGUGUACAUCUUGGGCUUACCAAAUGAUUCGAUCAGCCUCAAUUCCAUCUGUACAUGUUAAAAGCAAUCAUGGUACGGAGAAUUCCUUGAAAAAGAAAGAGCAAAGAAAAAGCCUAUAUUAUGUACAUCAACACGUUACUUUCUGAACAUUUUACGUACUGGUAGGUAUUGUAAAGCGUGUCUGUCUACAUACGAGUGAUUGAUCUCUUGUCCUCUUGUGUGUAGAUACUAAAAGAUGUGGUCCACUUUCGAGAAAGGGAAUCCCCUUAUGUUAUUAUUAUGAGUAGGGUCUAGUCAUACCUUUCAUAUCCGUUCAGAUAGUUUUUAUUCCACGAGAUAUAAGGAGCACUUUCAGAGCUUAUGUGGUAGAUAUUUUCAAGUAGCUUGAAACGAAAAAUCUCGCCGAUUGACCACAAGUCUAAAUCAAUCAAUCUCUCUCUCUCUCUCUCUCUCUCUAAUUCCAGCUUUGAUAUUUUUGGAGUUUUGCAUGCAUGUGUGCUGAGCAGUGAAUUGGCAGGCACCAUCCUCUCCCACCGAACAAGGAGGACGAGGAAAGAAAAAGGGUUAGGAAGAGGGGUUCCCACAUUGCCCACGCUUUCCUUCUGUUUCUGGUUGGGUAUGUGGAGGCUUACUUGGAUUAGAAGUGUUAAGAUUUAAAAAACAUUAAGUGCUUCUAUAUUUCUACUUAGGUUGAUCACUACUGUAAUCUAAUCAUGUAAAGUCGGCUGUACUUUCUAGGUUCCUUUUGAUACACUGCAUGAGAUGAUGAGUUGUGUACAUCACUAGGCUACUGUGAAGUUCCUUACAUGGAAGUAUUAAUUUUAGUGCGCUGUUGGACGCUCCUACGCCAUG
This is a messenger RNA of Marchantia polymorpha subsp. ruderalis, 2912 nucleotides long. NCBI's taxonomy places the organism in Eukaryota, Viridiplantae, Streptophyta, Marchantiopsida, Marchantiales, Marchantiaceae. The record is from the annotation of a GenBank genome assembly.